Messenger RNA from Melanaphis sacchari, 2885 nucleotides. Its product is annotated as cathepsin L-like. The record is from RefSeq and is a predicted model, not a curated record. Gene Ontology annotation, cellular component: lysosome. The transcript has 14 exons. NCBI's taxonomy places the organism in Eukaryota, Metazoa, Arthropoda, Insecta, Hemiptera, Aphididae. The coding region runs from base 213 to 1973 and encodes 586 amino acids. Gene Ontology annotation, molecular function: cysteine-type endopeptidase activity; cysteine-type endopeptidase inhibitor activity.
ACAAUGAGUACUGUAUAUAGACAUAAUAUAGUCAUAUCAGGUAUUAUCUUAUAAGUUAUCCACAAGUCACAACAACAAAGUAUUUAAUUAGUAAUUAUUAAUUCUAUAUAAGACGUAAUACGCAUUUACUUGGCUUGAUUAUUUGAGUUGCAACUUACAGUUCACUUCAAUGUUUUAAAAUCACGACAGUAAUCAAAGUUUAAAGAAUCAAGAUGAAAUUUAUAUUUCUAGGAUUUUGCCUCUUUAUUGUUUUACUUGGUGAAAAUGUUUCUACCCAAAACCACAAGCCAUCUCCUGUGGGAGGUUACAAUGAUAUUAAUGCUGAUACUGAAAACAUGAAACAACUGGCUAUCUUUUCAUUGGAUUCUAUAACACAACAAACAAUGUCUAAAAGAUCCUUGGGGUUAAUCCGAGUUAUUUCUGCAAAAAGUCAGGUUGUAGCCGGAAUAAAUUAUAAAAUAAAACUAUUGGCGUGUGAAAAAGAUUCAUCAAAAGGCGAGGAUAUUGUCAUGGAUCACAAAAAUUGUCGAUCGUGUGAUGUAAUCAUAUGGGAACAAUCGUGGUUGAACAAUAAAAAUGUUACUAAAGUGGCUUGUUCUGAACCUUCUGAACUUGCUUCAUUUUCAAAUAUAGCUGUGACUAAAAGAGACAUACAUGAAAAUGUAAAUCUUGGAGGAAGAUUAAAUUUGAAUACUAAUGAUAAGAAAGUUCAAGAUAUAGUGGAUUAUGCUUUAUUGUCUAUUGAUAAAGAAGAAGGAUCUAAUAAACCACACGUGCUAUCAAAAAUUAUAAAUGUAUCCAAACAAAUUGUGUCUGGAAUUAUUUAUAAUAUUGAAAUGGAAAUAUGUGAGAAUUCUACAGGUGAAGUUGAUAAAAAGAAAUGUAGAAUUUGUAAUAUUAAAGUGUGGGAACAAGCAUGGGAAAACAACAAAAAUACUUUAAAAUUCAAUUGUUAUAAACCAAAUAAAACCAACAUAGAUACAUCAAAUUCUAAAACAUUUAUCCCGAAGAAAAAUAUUAAUGAUGAUCGAUUACAAUUAAAGUCAGAUUUUGAAAAUUUUAUCAUGGCAAAUAAUAAGAUGUAUUCUAGUCUUGAAGAAAAGAAUAGAAGAUUCCGAAUAUUUGCUGCUAAUAUGAAGAAAGUAAAAUUAUUACAAGCCCAUGAACAAGGAAGUGCUAUUUAUGGAGCUACGCAAUUUGCAGAUCUUACAAAAAAUGAAUUUAAAAAGAAAUAUUUGGGCCUGGACUCAUCAUUGUCAAGUAAAAACACAUUACCUAUGGCAGCUAUUCCACAGAACGCCUCUAUUCCUAAUGAAUUUGAUUGGAGAGACCACAAUGCAGUAACACCAGUAAAAAAUCAGGGAGCUUGUGGAUCUUGUUGGGCAUUCUCAGCCAUAGCCAAUAUUGAAGGACAAUAUGCAUUAAAAUCUAAAAAACUUCUGUCCCUUUCGGAACAAGAACUGAUUGACUGUGAUAAUUUGGAUAAUGGAUGUGGUGGUGGCUUAAUGACUCAAGCAUUUGAAGCUGUCGAAAAUUUAGGAGGCUUAGAGACAGAGUCAGAUUAUCCUUAUGAAGGUCACGCAGAUCGAAAAGGUUGCCAAUUAAAAAAAAGUGAAGUGAAGGUAUCAAUAUCCAAGGCUGUGAAUGUAUCUACAGAUGAAGAAGAUAUUGCCAAAUUUUUAGUUAAGCAUGGGCCCCUAUCUGUUGGAGUUAAUGCUAAUGCUAUGCAGUUUUAUAUGGGUGGUGUAUCACAUCCAAUCCAUGCAUUAUGUAGCCCCAAAUCAUUGGAUCAUGGUGUAGCCAUUGUUGGAUACGGUGUCCACAAAUAUCCUUAUUUAAAUACAACUUUACCGUUUUGGACCAUUAAAAACAGUUGGGGUGACAAAUGGGGCAUGCAGGGUUACUAUUUGCUCUACAGAGGUGAUGGAUCUUGUGGUGUCAACCAAAUGGUUUCUUCAGCAAUUAUUGAAUAAUUUCUUGUUAAAUUUUAAUCUAACAACUAAAUAAUUGUUCAAACCAUUAAAGAUUCUCAAAAUAACAUACUUAAUAAUAAACAUUGUAUUAAUGUUUUAAUUUUUUGAACUGUAGAAUUUUACUAUAUUAAUUUGAACUUAUGAAUAGAUUUUUAGUGUAUCUAACACUUAUUUUAUUAUUAUUAUUAUUAUUAAUCAUGAACUAUAGACGUACCUACUUAAUUUCUUUUUUAUAUCUAAUAUUACAAAGUUUUUUUAUUAUUUUUUUUUUUUUUUUAACUAAUAAAACAAUGAACAAUUAGAUUUAUAGCAUUUAGUUUAUCUACUAAUUAUUGUAAUUUAUUCCUCGGAAAUGUUCUUUUAUGCUUUAAGGGUAUUGCAAACGGAUAAUUUUUAAGGGAUUUAGUAUAGGCUUUAUUAUAGAUUUUAUUUUUGCAAGUGUAUGCAUUAAUUGUAAAUGAUUAUAAGUUUUGUAAACUACCUAUAGACCUUAUACGUUCUAUAAUAGGUAAUUUCCAACCAUUAUUCAUUCGCAUCAAAGUGCAGUUUAUUGUUAAAUUUUUUAUGUGAUUUUCCAACAGUUUGGCAAUUUUUAGAACUCGUAUUAAAAGAAAUAUAUAUAUAAACAUGUGCUAUGUGUAUAAUAUUACAUAAUGAACAUAAUAUUAUAUAUUAUUGAACUUUGUAACAAAACAAUGAUACUUAAUAUCCAUAUACUUAUAUUAGUUAUACUUGCAAUAAAAAAAACUGCAGUAAUUGUUCUGUUGUAUAGUAGGAGUCGAUUUUAUCUCGUCAUUGGAUUGGUCAUUAUGAUGGAUAUGUAACUUAUGUAGAAUCUUGUAGAAUAUGGUUGGUAAUCCUAUUGAUGUAUUAUCAUGUUAUUAUAUUAAAAAAUAAAUAAAAAUUAAUUUA